Copidosoma floridanum is the source of this 5496-nucleotide messenger RNA. RefSeq lists its product as uncharacterized. Gene Ontology annotation, molecular function: ubiquitin-protein transferase activity; metal ion binding. Gene Ontology annotation, biological process: double-strand break repair via homologous recombination; positive regulation of transcription by RNA polymerase II. Gene Ontology annotation, cellular component: BRCA1-BARD1 complex; BRCA1-A complex. NCBI's taxonomy places the organism in Eukaryota, Metazoa, Arthropoda, Insecta, Hymenoptera, Encyrtidae. The record is from RefSeq and is a predicted model, not a curated record.
UCCCGUAGUUGACGUGUCUACCCGCAACUAAGUAUUAUCACAAAAAACAAUACCUUUUCCCGGGUAAGAUUCACGAGAGUGCACGUUAAACGUGUGACGCAAGACUAUGCAAGUAGGCACCAGUUGAAAGAUGAACGAUUUUGCGGCCUCGUAUUCGCGAGUUGAGGAAAUUGUCAAGGCAUGUCAGUCCAUUCGAGAAAGCCUGGUGUGCAGGGUGUGCCUAGAACUGUUUGACGAGCCUGUUACAAUAAAGUGUGGUCAUAAGUUUUGUAAAAGUUGUAUUUUGCAAGUUGCGAGUUCCGAGAAUGCAGCCUGCCCUUUUUGUAAUUUGAAGAUUCAAAAGAGAUCCAUCCCCAGAGAUGGUAACGGCAUUUUAAAAUCUUGCGUCAAUAAGUAUAAGGCUUUGGUAGAAGCUAUUCUGGAUGACUCUGGGAUUGAUGUGACACAACCAAUUGACAACAAAGUCAAGCAUACGAAAGAAAGUGUUGAAGUCAAUGAAAACUUGGAUACUUCAAGGUUUGAAGUAGCUUCAGUUGCUUCUUUUAGUGGCGUAUCAUUGGCGAAUCAAACAAUCAGGUCGAAAGUUCUGUCAAGUAAUGUUUCGAGAAAUAAAUCAAGCCGCCUCAGUUUGCGCAAACCAAAGCAAAUAAGCAAUAACUUGCUGAAAACACCCAGUUCUAAGAAUAAUAAUAUACGAAGAUAUUUGGAAAACAGUGUGACCAAGCCUCAUGAAGUACAGUCCGAUGAAAAGGUCACAAAUUGGUUGAAAAAUUUGACACCUGAAGUAAAUGUCAGUCCAACCAGAGAGUCUGAUUGUAGUGAUGUGACCACAAGCUCGAAAAAAAAUAAAGUGCCAUCUGCUGAAAAUUCUCCUUGCAUGUCAUUAAAAGGUGAUCAGCAAGCAAUAUUUCCAAAGACUUAUCCUAGCGCGAGAAAAAAUAAAUCUGUUUCUUCUCAAUCUGAAGCUAAAAAUAGUUUCUCUCAGAGUACAGAGGUAAAAGCAGAUGAUGCUGAUGAGUCACACUUUAAGGAGACGCAGGUGAGAUUGCAGGAAGCUGAGAUAAUGGCUAAGAAAAAGAAGUUGGUUCAGACCGGGUCUGAAAAUCUGUUGAAAACUCCAAGUUCUAUUCCUGCAAUGUUUCAUUCUGAUGCUGGCGACUGGAGAAGAGUUAAGAAAGUUGGUAAAGAGAUGCAAGUAAAAACAUUCAAAUCUCUGCAUGUUAGUGUCGAAAAAAAUUCACCACCUGCCACUAUGGAUGAAAGUGAGCCUAGUUACUUGGGCACUGUUGAUGGCAAAAAUAAUUUGAAAGAUUCUGAUGCUAAAAGUACAUCACAUGAUCCAGCUACAUUAGAGACAAAAAAAAACAUAAAAUCAACUGAUGUUUACGUAGGUAAAGACAGCUCCUUAAACGUCAAACAAAACUCUGAACAGGUGUCGAUGGAUUCGACACCUAUGUUGCAAGAAGAAAAUGUUACUGACUCUUGCACAAACGGAAAUAAAAUUGAAAACGUUACAAAAAGAAGAACUAAAACCGAUUCAAAACUUUCGUUAAGAAUCCAAAAUGUAUCCCGCGCCACGAAUCCAGAUAGUUCAUCAAGUUUACAUAAUGCAAGAGCAGAUGAGGAUGAUCAAGAAAAUGGAGAUUUUGAUGCUGAACCAGUAAAUGCGAAAUCUACCAUUGAUUCAAAUCCUCCAUUAAAGCGCAAGAUAUCUUUAAGGUUAAAAACCAAUGACGAUACAAAAUCAACUCCUCCAAAAACAUCAGUGAAGCAAUUCAGUAUUUCACCACCGAUUCCUGCUACUCCAGAAAAACCUAGAAGUAAACUGUCUCUUCGAGUGUCUGGUAGAACCAGUGAAAGCUCAGUGAAUAAGAGCAAAAUUCAAACGACCGUUAAAACACCUGUACAAAGUCCUGUAAAAUCACCGGUGAUUAUAUCUUCCAUAGAGUCGCGCGUGAAAACUCCCGAGAAACCAGCUGCAUCUCCGAAAAAUAAUAACAUCAACUUUAGUCGAUCGUCGAAUUUGUCAACCAGGCGACAUGUUGUCUUUAAAAAAUUGGGAAGAAUUAGUAAAAAACGGAAUCCAAUACCAUUCUUGUAUCUUGGAAAAAUAAAACCUAAGGAAAAAGCAAUAACCUGUGACCCGAAUCAGUGCCCACCUGGCCUAUACAUCAAAAGUGUCGUCAGCGUGGGUAGCACCGGAUACAAGAAAAACGGGGACCAACGAAAAUCGACCGCACCCUACCAAGACGUGAAAAUGCUGUCGCCGGAAAAGGAUUCGCAGCUGAAAUUCUUGAAUCUUGACUCUCCUAAUCUUCAAGCAAAAGCUGAUAAAAUCGUCAAAUCGAACUUGUUACUGGAUUCUGAACAAAAUAAAAUCGGCAAGACAGCAUCCGAGGUUAUACAAACUCCGAAAAAAAAUCGGUCUUCCAGGCGCCAGUUGGACAUGGACAAAGAGGUAGCAAAGAGCUACGAGAUUUCAAAACAUCGAGAAUCGGAAGACGACAACAAAAGCUACGUGUCUAGAUCUUCUGCAGGUACUCAUAACAAAACUAUCAUAAAAAUAGUGAAUGACAAAUCUGACGACGAUGACGAAGACGACGAUGUACGUGCUAAAGUACGCUCAAAAAAGAAAAAUCGCAUCGAAUCAAUGGAUGAUAGUGAUGAUGAAUCAACGACUUCUUCGAAAAAACGAAUUCGAUUGAAUCCAUUGAGAAAAAGACAACCGCAACCGAAGAAAGAUGAUACACGUGAAAGCGAACGUGGCCAUCGGCAGAGUACUCGAUCUACAAGAAGUUCCGACAGUGAGUUUGUUCGUGAAAGCUCAAGCAAACGCACCGUCAACAAUUCUGUCAACAAAGUGACUGAUAAAAUCUUGGAAGAUGCCGCGAAUGAUUCCCACAAUGAAUCGGAAAGAAGGAAAUCGGUGUCUGCAAGUUCGGUCGGCUCUUCGAUCAGAAGAUCAGCCACGAGAAAAAAACGUACGCACACGGAAUCGUCGAACGAAGAAGACGACAUGUCCAUUCUUCUCAAAUGGCGUCCUACGAACGGUGAAGCGCCGUCCGUUAAAAAGCCGAAGGUCACCACUACCGUGGCUCAAAUACACUCGGUCAUCAACGAGGAAAAUGAUUCCGAGGAUUUCGACAUCGAUGUAGUGAAUGUCGAUGGGCAAGGAUUGGCCAAGCUAUCCCUUCGAAACCCUAUCGCCGGUGACGAGGAGAACAUCAUAACGCAGGAAUCUGUGAAGCAACUUCAACGAGACCCACCCAUUGAUGAUAUUGUGAAGAAGUUCAUAGCUCAGAAACAGGAGGCGGUUGCCAACAAGUUGUGCGCCAUACCGAGCUCGUUGGGCUCGGCGGAUAUGUUCGAUACAAACGAUCAAAGCAUAAUACAGUCCAGCGUCCCAAGUGUCCGGAAAAAGUCUGUAGGUGGUCGGGCUAGUUCUUCGAACCGUUCGAGUCCUAGUGAUAAGGAAAACUUAGUGGUGAGCCAAGAGCCAGAUGUCACUGUAAUUGAUAAGCCGCAUUUUCAGAAAGCACAUACGAUUGAAGCAGAAAACUUGAAUAAAAGCAAUGAUGAUGAACCCUCGAGGAUCGAAAAAAUUCAGGAUUAUGUGAAUGGUAGUUUUGGAAAUAAUUUAAUGAACGAUGAAGAAAUUGUUAUGAAGUUGGAAAAGGAUAAAAUUGGAAUCGAUACGUCGAUUCCUGGGAGUCCUAAGACUCAAGAUAAAUUUGUUACACCACCAGGAAAGAAACAACCUUCUCAACUAGAUAGCGAAUUUGACACUGAAAACAUUGAUGCCACUCCUGUUGUGAGAAAAAGGAACCUAUUUAAUGUGCCAAUGAUAAAGCCAAAAAUUGAAUCAUCUCUUUCUUCACCUGAAAGCAAUCCAAAUGUCAUACCUGCUUUUACACCGAUGAGAAAUACAAGAUCGUACCCUCUGAAUCAUAGCACACCAAUGAAUAGAUUGAGUACAAUAAAAGAGGCUACUCUUGCCAAAAACGUAGUCAUAGCUUGCAGUGGCUUGUCAGUUGAUCAUAAUAAAUAUGUCUCUGAGUUCUUGAAGAGAUUCAAAGUUAAAUUCAAAUCUAAUUUCUCAAUUGACGUGACGCAUGUAGUGGUUAACACAAAUCCCGUAACUAAAUGUGGUCAGAAGACGAGUAAAUACGUUCAAGGCAUCGCGUUUAAAAAGUACGUUAUCAACAUCCAAUGGAUUAUAGACUGUUUAAGUCGGAAUACGUUGUUAGAUGAAAACGACGAAAUGUACGAGGUUUUAGAUCCAGAUACUCUUGAGAACGGAUCGAAAAGAUCUCGAGAUCAGCCUGCCAAUCUAUUUAAAGGCUUUGCUUUUUACUGCCUGGAGCCUUUCACCUCUUUGCCCGUCGAUGACUUUAAGAAAAUAUUACAAUUUAAUGGUGCGGUUGUCACUGAUUCUCCAAACGAGCUCUCGUUGCAAAAAGAUAAAAAUAGAGUUGUACUACUUGAAUCUGAAGAUUUAAAAAAAUCUCAAAUAGCUCUGCUCAAGAAAAAUACGGCGGCUAUUCUACUUUCGUUUGAGUGGGUGAUAGACAGCAUAAGUCAGUACUUCCUUUUGUCCAUUGUUCCAUACUUAUACGAAACAUCUGUUGACGAAGCUUUAGAGUCCGGAAUUUCAAAGGACUUGCUUGUCUUUGAAGACGCUGCAGAGGAAGAUAACGCGUAAACAGCAGUCAAUUGUUUUGACGUACAAUGUUAUUUAGUAUUAAGGCUUACUUUACUAUAUUUAUUGUUUUAUACAAGCAUUUGUAAUUUUGCUAAGUUUACAUAUGUUAACGUUUUACACAUCAUUAAGGACGUAAGAAUCAAAAGUAAACCACCGUCGUGUGUGUGAACUAUAUAUCUCGUCGUUGCUCGAACGGAAAGUGAUAUUUUUGAAUUUUUUUUAAGGAGCCUCUUUCCGACAAGAAAAUUGUUUGAAAGUAUUGGUAACAGAUUAAGCACAUAAACAGGACAUCAUAAACAUAUUGUGAUAUAUUUCUUGCGCGACAAGAGAGCACCAUCAGUUUGUUUCAUUUAUUUCACUAAAAUCAGCGAGAGAAAGAAAGAUAUUCAUGUUAAAGCGUAUUGUUAACAGAUUAUUUUUAACAAAGUAUAGUUGUGUGGAUAAAAAAAAGUACUACUACGUCUGCCAAACGCCUUUACAUGUAAAUAAACAAAUGUACACUUUUGCAAAUCACGUUCGUCUUCAAAAAACACACUCUGCAUAUUCAUUCUGCCCGACGUAAGGACACAUCGACGCGCCUAAAAUCCUACCACACGAUUCUCCAGCGCUAAUAUUGUUUCGUAAGGCUAGUUCAUUCAAAAUAGUAUUCUCCAUUGCGCACAAAACUUCAUCCUCGAGUUUUUCCCUUACUCCGUAACAUCGAAAGCAACUAUGCAAAAUUCAUGGGCACGGGCAUCAUUGAAAACAGGAAAAAUAUGUCGCGUGCCGCGGUAUUGACGUUUCAAGCGCACAAA